Molecule: messenger RNA, 2385 nt
Organism: Mesorhabditis spiculigera
Lineage: Eukaryota; Metazoa; Nematoda; Chromadorea; Rhabditida; Rhabditidae
Source: the annotation of a GenBank genome assembly
AUGUUUCGUGCUUGUCGCGGCGCGGUGACAGUUUUUAAACGGAAUUCGAUCGUUGCAUCGCGGCGUCAGCUGCGCCUCGGAUCCUCGCUGGUUGUGCAGGAACAGGUUGCGCCGCUGCACAAAGUCGGGAGUGUGCCAGUUGGGGAUAACAAUGGAAAUUUCAGUACCAAAAAUCGAUCCCGAAAUUCCGGAAUCAACACACGGGCCGAUCUGCAGAAAGCGCAACGGAUUGUCGUCAAAUUAGGGAGCGCUGUCAUCACUAGAGAUGAUGAAUGCGGGCUGGCCCUAGGCCGCCUGGCAAGCGUCGUGGAGCAGGUCUCCGAGUUGCAACAAAGCGGCCGCCAGAUGUUGAUCGUCUCGUCGGGCGCCGUGGCAUUUGGACGCCAAAAGUUGCGCCAAGAGCUGGUGAUGAGCAUGAGCAUGCGCCAAACGCUGAAGCGGGGUACGGCGGGCAUGGCAGCAGACAAGCGGGCCUGUGCCGCUUCCGGGAUGCCCGGUUUGAUGAGUCUCUACGAGCAGCUCUUUCAGCAAUACGGGAUCACUGUGGCUCAGGUACUACUCACCAAGCCUGAUAUCGAUGAUCCGCAAAGACGGAAGAAUUUGGUGGCGACGAUCGAAAGCCUACUGUCACUCAACAUCAUCCCCAUUGUCAAUGCAAACGACGCCGUGGCCCCCGAUCCAAAACUCGCACAGCACAUCUCGGACAACGAUCAGUUGGCGGCACGUCUGUCCGCGGAGAUCGAGGCCGAUCUUCUUCUGAUCCUUUCGAAUGUCAGCGGUGUCUUCACGGGUCCACCGGAUAUGGAAGGGUCAAGGUUGUUGCACACCUUCGUUCCCCAGGAAAGUGCGAACGUUGUCUUUGGCUCCAACAGCAAGUUUGGGACCGGGGGAAUGGAGAGCAAGGUCCAAUCGUGCAUCAAAGCGCUAGAGAAUGGCGUGACGACGGUGAUCACAAAUGGAUUGGCCCAGGACGCAAUCACCAACACCGUCAAAGGCAAGAAGAUUGGAACGAUGUUUGCGCGAACGCAUCGCUACGAAGGACCGCCCGUCGAGGAGCUCGCUAUGAAAUGUCGCGAUUCGGGGCGCAACCUAAAUGCUCUCACGAACCAGGAGCGAGCGCAAAUGGUUCGCCACCUCGCUGGUCUGCUUGUCGCCCGUGAAAAUGACAUUAUGGAGGCGAAUAGGCUGGACCUUCAGGCUGCUCAAUCAAGUGGUCUCGACCAGCAGCUUCUGAACCGCUUGAAGCUAACAAAGGCGAAGCUUAACGACCUUCACAGCGGGCUGCAUAUGAUUGCCGAGUCGGCGGAAACACUCAUUGGUCGCUCCUUGAGAAAGGUGAAAGUCUCCGACGGCCUCUACCUCGAGCAAGUCACGGUCCCGAUCGGCUCGUUGAUGGUCAUCUUUGAAAGCCGCCCCGACUGCUUACCUCAGGUUGCAUCCUUGGCAAUGGCGUCCGGAAAUUCCUUGCUGCUGAAGGGCGGUAAGGAAGCCGAUGAAUCAAACAAGAUGCUGCACUCGAUUGUUCAGGAAGCCCUCGGAACGCAUGGAUACGACAUGAGAGAUGCUGUGACGCUUGUCCGAAGUCGCGAGGACGUCGCAGAUCUUCUCCAACUGAAGGAUCUGAUCGACCUGGUAAUCCCGCGCGGUUCUGGCGAGCUCGUCCGCGCCAUGCAGGAGCAGAGCAAGGGUAUCCCUGUACUCGGUCAUGCUGAAGGUAUCUGCCACGUCUACAUUGAUAAGGACUGUGACGCUGAGAUGGCCCUACGCGUUGUACGCGAUUCAAAGUGCGACUACCCAUCGGCCUGCAAUGCCGCCGAGACCAUCCUCGUCCACAAGGACCUGAUGUCGACUAACUUUUUCGAUCAGCUGUGUGGCAUGUUUAAGAGCGAAGGAGUCAAGUUACACGCGGGCCCGAAGCUACAAUCCAUGCUGAAGUUCGGCCCACCAGCCGCUGAGAGUCUCUCGUUUGAAUACGGUGCCCUGGAGUGCACAAUCGAGAUUGUAGACAACGUCGAGGAGGCCGUCGCCCAUAUCAUCCGAUAUGGAUCGGGUCACACCGACUCAAUAAUCACGGAUAACCGCGAGACGGCCGAGCACUUCGUGCAACAUGUUGACAGCGCAUGCGCAUUCCACAACGCCUCGACCAGAUUUGCCGACGGCUACCGUUUCGGCCUCGGGGCCGAAGUUGGAAUCUCGACGGGAAAAAUUCAUGCACGAGGACCGGUUGGCGUUGAAGGUCUCCUGACGACAAAAUGGAUUUUGCGCGGCGAAGGCCAUGCGGUCGCCGACUUCUCGGCCGAUGGUCGUUUCCGCUACAUCCAUGAGGUUCUCAACCAUCAAGAGGUAUAUCGGGAACUCGACGCGCCAAAGAUUGCGAAGAGCGCC